UUCCCCGUGCUUAGUAACGCUCACGUCUUCUGGGGACAUCACAGAUAUAUAUUUUGUGCUUGUCUUUCGAAAGCUGUGAGAGAUUUUUUUUUAUUUAUUUUUUUUAAAGGASUGUUUGAACUGUGGAGUUUUCCCCCGUCAUCAAAUGGAUGCACGUGCGUGAGGGGAAUACUAAUAAACGGCGCGCUGCGUCCUGCGGAGGCUCACAGCUUCCCUUUUCCAUCGCCGCUCCAAAGGGGGCCAAGCAGAGCUCAUCAAUCCCCCCCACCACACUGUUUGCCGACCUGCGGGAUUUUUUACUGCCUCAACUCAGGAAUUAACGAGCCUGAGCUGUGGAACCUUCGUUCCCAGUUUGUUUUUUUUUUUUUUUGGAGGGUGGAUCCAAUCCUCCUGCGUGGGAGGGGGUGGAGGGCACAUCAAAAUGGGGAACAGCUUCUCCAACAUCUCUGCCUUCCAGUCACUUCACAUCGUCAUGCUGGGUUUGGACUCUGCCGGUAAGACCACCGUUCUUUACAGGCUGAAAUUCAACGAAUUCGUCAACACCGUCCCCACGAUCGGCUUCAACACGGAGAAGAUCAGGCUGAGUAACGGCACGGCGAAGGGCAUCAGCUGUCACUUUUGGGACGUGGGUGGACAGGAGAAGCUGCGGCCGCUGUGGAAGUCCUACAGCCGCUGCACGGACGGCAUCAUCUACGUGGUGGACUCGGUGGACGUGGACCGGCUGGAGGAGGCCAAGACCGAGCUGCAUAAGGUCACCAAGUUCGCGGAGAACCAGGGCACGCCACUGCUGGUCAUCGCCAACAAGCAGGACCUGCCCAAGUCUCUGCCAGUGGCCGACAUCGAGAAGCAGCUGGCCCUGCACGAGCUCGCGCCCUCCACSACGUACCACGUUCAACCCGCGUGCGCCAUCAUCGGAGAGGGGCUUCACGAGGGCAUGGACAAGCUGUACGAGAUGAUCGUGAAGAGGAGGAAGUCUCUGAAGCAGAGGAAGAAGCAGCAGCGGUAACGGUGGCCGGAGCUGGACUCCGACUCUGCCUGACUUACUGUGAGGAAUCCCGGGUUCUGCCAUUUUUGCGGCGCCCGGUUCGGGUGGACUUCCGGUUUGCUUCCAUCCUGUGUUUCGAGUCAAACCUGUUAAGCCCUUUCUGAGUGAUGCUUUUGCACACAGACGGUUGCAAGGUUGUCAAUGGAACUUCAAACCAAAAAAAAAAGAAAAGAAAAGAAAGAAGAAAGAAAGAAAGAAACAAAGAAAGAAACAAAGAAAGAAAGAAAGAAAGAAACAAACAAAGAAAGAAAGAAAGACCUGUGAUACAGAAAUUGUGAGAGAAACGGGCUGGCCUGUUUUAUCUGCUGCUUUGUCUUCAACUUUACAGGAACAGUUUGGCUGUUUUGAAUUUAGAUUCUGUUAAGUCAUCUCACCUCCAGUAGACAGAUGUCUGAUUGCAAAGAGUUGGUUAAACGUGAGGAAACUAAGAGUGAUGGAAGGACAGAUCCGUAAAAAUUUAGAGCAACUGAGACUGGAAAUGUUCCUAUUUGUGGGGUUGAACAACUAUAAUUUCCCACGAGCGGCCCGUUAAAAGUUUGCUUUUUAACAUUCAAAGAAAGUUACUUUUUUUUUUAGCUGAAGUUGUGGGUUGAGGCUGUSRUCUAGGCACAAGCUGGUUAAACGUAGUCAGUCAUAGAUUGAUAAGCAAAAAAAUACACCUGGUGUCAAUUUUUCCACCUUUUGUCCUAAAUCUGUUUGUUAGUAGCAUAUAUCAUAAAACUGUUAGUUUUACACAAUAUGACACUCCCAUGUUUUUGUGAUUAGCGGAUGUUAUGCAAACUCAGUGUUUUAUAGGUUCCACCCCUCACAAAACAACAAAUAAAUAAAUAAAAUACUGUAGAUGAUAAUUAUGUCUUCAUCUGUAGUUAUAGGAUUUUUUUUGGUAUAGAUAAAACCAACACAACAUUGGAAAACAAAGAUGUCAUAAACCUAACAUUCUUUUUUUUUUUUUUUUUUUGCAAUUUCCAUUAAAUGAUCUUGCUGUACUUACUCACUAUCAGCUAACUGUGAAUUCAUAGAACAGACAGCCUCAAUCAAACUUUAGGCCUACUAAUGUGAGGUGCAGUUACAUAACUUUUAUGAAAAAUAUACUUUUUACAUAUUCAUUGAAACUGUCACCAUGUCAUAACAGUAUGUUAUGACACAGAUGAUUUGUGAAUAAACUGCUCUCCUCUGAUCCCUAUUGAACUAUUGCAUCAGGUAGUUGGAUGUGCCCAUCUUUAUCCAGAUCUAAUGAUUACUGAAGGGCAAUAUAGCAUACAGACUUCAUAAUCUGCACUCUUUUGGUUCAAAGUAGUUUGUAUUUUAUGUUGCGUUUAGUUUUCAUUCAAGAGCAUUUUUUGUAUUAACAGAGACCGAGAGUCCAUUUUAUUUUUGUUUUUGGUUGUUUUGCUUAUUUUGUUCACCAGUUCCAGUGUUUAGUGUUCUUUUGAAAUUAAAGUAUUUAUUUUUGGCAGAAUGUGCUGGCAUUGUAAUGUCAUUACCAUCACAUCAGUUUAAAAUUGUCUUCAAAAAAAUAUUGUUAUCGCAAUACUUUUUGAGACAAUGCAAAAUUUGUUAUGGUGACAUUUCACAAAUUAUCUGUAUCGUACCACCCUGUCACAACAUAGUGACAGUUUGAACACACAUGUAUAAAACUAUUUUUAUAAAAGUUAUAUACAGCAGCUUUAAAGGUUGAGACAGCUCGUUUCUGCCGUUGAGGAGCGYACGAACAGUUUCAGUUCAUUUUACAAAAAAGCUGUGAAAACGAGGUCUUUAAAAUAUAACAGGAACAUUUCAGCAGUUUAGUAGUUAGACUUCCCCGCUCUUUGAGGAUUUCAUCACUUUUCUUUAAGCUCACUGCAAUUUGACGUGGAAACAUUUCUUAUAGAGCAAUUUUUAUCAGCAUCUGGAACGCAGACAUGACUUCUGCAUUCCACGUGAAAUAUCUGGACUGACCCUUCAACGCUGAAGAAACUGUGGCUCAUUGGGACUUCAUUAAUUAACUGACUCAGAUACCUUUAUUUCCAUCCACAGGUGAAAGUCGGGGUCACAGGUGACUUUUCUCUUUUUAUGUUUCCUCACUAACAUCUAAGGUAUCAGUUGAACACUGUGUGUGUCACACAGACUGUUUUUGUUUUGCUAUUUGGAGCAAAUGAAGCAUCUACUACUUUGCACUUUUCAGUUACUAAAAACAAACCAGUAGGAAACCACACUGUGUGAAUAUAGCAGCAGAGCAAAGUUGUUCAUGUACCAAGAAGCCAAAAUGGAAGUAUUUUUUAAUAAUAAACUAUUUUAAGCCCAGAA
Messenger RNA from Poecilia reticulata (guppy), 3331 nucleotides. RefSeq names its product ADP-ribosylation factor-like 4Cb (gene arl4cb). Gene Ontology annotation, molecular function: GTP binding; GTPase activity. The record is from RefSeq and is a predicted model, not a curated record. Lineage: Eukaryota; Metazoa; Chordata; Actinopteri; Cyprinodontiformes; Poeciliidae.